Mizuhopecten yessoensis (Yesso scallop) is the source of this 4053-nucleotide messenger RNA. Its product is annotated as receptor-type tyrosine-protein phosphatase mu-like. The record is from RefSeq and is a predicted model, not a curated record. The transcript is spliced from 29 exons. Gene Ontology annotation, biological process: protein dephosphorylation. Gene Ontology annotation, molecular function: protein tyrosine phosphatase activity. Bases 24 to 3449 code for a protein of 1141 amino acids. NCBI's taxonomy places the organism in Eukaryota, Metazoa, Mollusca, Bivalvia, Pectinida, Pectinidae.
AUACGAUACGCAGUAUAUGUAGAAUGGAGGUGUGUACUAUUUGGCUGCUGGAGUUUUUGUGUCUCUUUUCAACUUUAAAGAUUGUCAACACAUCAGUUAACACCAGCCGUGAGCCAAGUGUCAAAAUCACCACACAAAGUUCGAACUACAGUGCUGCAUAUCUUAGUGGUAAGGCAGUAGAUGGUUGUAGAAAACAAAUCUUCGACAACGACAAUUGUUGUUCACAUACAAAAGGAGGUGAAAACGAGGCAUGGUGGCAAGUAGAUCUAGAGGGACUGGUCGUUAUGGAAUACGUCAAAAUAUAUUACAGAGAUCAAGGGGAUGAGCAAAAACAACGAUUUGGUGGCUAUCAAAUAUACCAGUCGAACACGUCGGAUUGGUGGAACGGUUACCUUUGCCAUAAUGACACAACAUCAACGUCGGCCGAUUUGUCAUUGACUCCCAAGAUCAAUUGCACAGGUAGCGCCCAGUACCUAACGAUAUACAGCGACAGAAGGUCAAGGGGUCUAACGUGGUACUCUCCAAAUGCUUUUCUGGAGCUUUGCGAGGUGGAAGUUUACGGUUGUCCACUAGGGAAAUAUGGUGAUGCUAAUUGUGAUACAGAUUGUGAUGUAAGGUGUGCCAACAGCCUGUGUGAUCCAGUGACCGGAAAAUGUGCAUACUGUGAGGAUGGAUUCUUCGGAUCGUCCUGUGAUAACUGCUCUGUUGGUUGUACCAAUCGUUCCUGUGACAAAAUAUCCGGAAAUUGUAGUCCGUGUACUCCCGGGUAUUAUGGCAGCUAUUGCAAUCAGACCUGUUUGUUCAACUGUAAAGACAACCGAUGUAUGCAAAUCAAUGGAAAGUGUGAAGAUUGUGAGGAUGGAUUCUUCGGAUCGUCCUGUGAUAGCUGUUCUGAUAGUUGUGCCAGUUCAGUCUGUAACAAAACAUCCGGAAACUGUAGUCCAUGCAUACCUGGAUAUUAUGGUGAUAUCUGCAACACAAGCUGCCCGUCCAAUUGCAAAGGGGAUAUAUGUAAUCAGACCAGUGGGUUAUGUACAGAAUGUGGACCCGGGCUGUAUGACAUUGACUGUAAGCAGACUUGUCCGGUGCACUGUCGAGACUCACUAUGUGCCAGAAGUAGCGGGGAUUGUUCAGCAUGUGAACCUGGUUUCUUUGGACAAAAUUGCAGUAUGUCAUGUUUUGGUCAUUGUAACAAUGAUGAAUGCCAACAGAACAACGGAACGUGCAUAGCUUGUACGAGUGGAUAUUUUGGACCUGACUGUGAAGAGGAAUGCGGGCAGUGUAGUGCUUUGGCAUGCACAAGGUCUGUCGGACAAUGCUUAUGUCGCGACAUGACACACGGAACAUGCGGGUGUAAAAAUGGCUGGGAAGGAGAGAAGUGCACUACAAAAAAGUUGAUGUCAGUCUCAGGCGACCAAACAGGAACCUACGCUGGGGCUGGUGUUGGAGCAAUGAUUGUGAUUGUUCUUGUUGUUAUAGCAACUGUCAUCAUCCUUAGAAGGAAACGAUUACCAAAACACAAAGAAGAAAAUCACCUUGAAGGCAGAGGCAAGGCGUUUGGAAAUGUAGAGUCUUUACCAAUCCCGUUUGAAACGCCAGCCAAUCAAUCGAAAAGUGGAGACACUACAAGUGAAGACAGACAAGUUUACGUAAACGUACAUUACAUUUACCCAAACGCUGAUGAUGACGUCGUGUAUAACAACGUUGACGUCACCGGUGUCCCUAUUCAUGAACUGCGGUCUAUCAUCGAUAGCAAAAUCCUAAAUGAAGCGGCAGCAUUUCAAGAGGAUUUUCAGACUUUUUCAAGGGGAGCCGUACAUCCACACGAGGCAGGUAAAAAGACAUCAAACACACCAAAGAACAGAUUCAAGACAAUUUUCCCAUAUGACCAUUCCAGAAUCCUUUUAGAUACAAACGGCAAGGAUACCGAUACAAGCUACAUCAACGCAAAUUAUAUCGAUGGUAUUGAAACCGAAAAAGCGUACAUUGCCUGUCAAGGACCGAAGCCAAACACUCUAGACGACUUUUGGAGGAUGGUGUGGCAGGUGAAUUCUGGAAAGAUUGUUAUGCUGACAAACCUCAAAGAGGGUCGCAAUGUAAAAUGUCACAAAUACUGGCCUGAUGAAGGAGAAUCACUUGUUACACAGACAUUUGAGCUCAAACUUGACAGAGAGAUGACCUAUGCCUUCUAUGUCAUCCGUGACAUAUCAAUCACCCAUAAAAAGACAAAGGAAGAGCGUCAGGUCCAUCAUUUUCACUUUACGAAAUGGCUUGACCAUGGAACUCCGGACACGUUGGAGCUCGUCCUUUUCGACCGCCGUGUGACGUCAUACAGAACACAAUUGACGGGACAGAUGAUUGUACACUGCAGUGCUGGCAUUGGGAGGACUGGGACUUUUAUCGGUUUAAAUGCGUUGCUUUCUCGUGGCAAGAAAACAGGAAAGGUUGACAUCCCCAGGUACAUUGGAACCAUGAGGAAUGGCAGAAUGAACAUGAUCCAGACAUAUGAACAGUACAUCGCCUUGCACGAAUUACUUGUAGAAGGAUUCAAUUUACAAGAAUCACUCAUUUUUCGAGUGAAUUUCCCUGCUGUCCUGAACACAUUGUGUCCUACGAAUACAGCAGCGAAUCAGACAAAGAUCCAUCAGGAAUUUAUGGCGUUAACAGCACUUACUCCAACCUACUCGCCAAGUUGCUUUAGGGCUGCAUUACUGGCAGAAAAUUUGGAAAAGAACCCGAAUAAUGACAUCCUAGCAGCGGACAAGUUCAGACCCUUUCUCCAGUCACAAUUACCGAACGUGACAGAUUACAUCAAUGCUGUAAUGAUUCAGUCACACACUUCGAUGUCGGGGUAUCUGAUGACACAGUUUCCUCUAAUGGACACCAUCGAUGACUUCUGGACAAUGGUGUUUGACUACAGCUGUGAAAACAUCGUCGUCCUCGGAAAACCAACAGAUAAAGAGGAUUGGCUUCUAGAGGAGGGCGGAGAUUUUGCUGCAGGAGAUGCCAUUUCAGUAACAAAAAUGCAGGAUCGAUCUCCAGACACCGAGUUGGCUAUUGUAGACUACCAAGUUGAAAAGGAGCGAUCCGGCAGUGAGAGUGAGACUAUCAGGAUCUUCAGCCUGUCCCAGUGGUCAUCGGACUCUUUACUGCCUCCAUCUGACUCGACUCUUCUCCAACUAUUGGAACAGCUAGACAUUCGGCGACGUUCAGACAACACAAGACCUGUUGUAGUCAUGUGUCGGGACGGAUGUACACAAAGUGGACUGUUCUGUUGCAUAUCAAAUAUCAGAGAUCAAAUGAAGAUGGACGAGGAGGUGGACAUAUUCCAAACAGCAAGGCGGUGGAAAAAGCGGCGACCAGAGGCGCUAGAAAAUGUUAAACAAUACCAGUACUGCUACAACAUUAUGGGGCUAUAUCUGGAUUCAACUAACGUAUACGUCAACUGAACAGAACACAAUGCGUGUAUAGUGUUAUACGCCAAAUGCAUAUAGAUUCGCAUCAACUGAAAAUAAUCAAAUGAGUACAUGUACAUUGCUACACUUAAUAUGUUCGCUUUGAUUGAGUCCCUGCAUCUUCAAAGAAGGCUUUCAAAUAGUUGCUUCCUCUCUUCAUUGUUUCAGUGAUUAUCAUAAACAGCCCUCAUAUCAUUUUAUAUACAUGUACAGUACCAUAAACGACCUAAAACUUGCUCAGCGUAUUGAGCAGAACUGAGGUGAUGUAAACGUUCCCAACUACUCAAAUAUUGAAUACAACUCAACAUUGAUUGUGUCAUGACAGUGGAACAACAUAUUUGUUUAAUUCAACAGAUUUGCGUUUCAACUGAUCAAAGACAAUGUGUAUUGGAUAUAAUCCUACUUGAAGUAAAGAGCGCGAAUCGUUCGUCUGAAUACAAAACACAAUGUGAACAAUUACUGUAUAUGCAUCAUUUUAUUGAGAAUGUGUUUCCUAUAUAACAUUAAUAGAAUAAUUCAUUGGACGGUUUACGCACAUGACUUUGAGUUUCAAUUUAGAAGUAUUUAAUGUCUGUUAUACUGAUAAGGCAUUUGCAUG